Diversispora eburnea is the source of this 433-nucleotide messenger RNA. The record is from the annotation of a GenBank genome assembly. Lineage: Eukaryota; Fungi; Glomeromycota; Glomeromycetes; Diversisporales; Diversisporaceae.
GUUAAAACAACAACUGUUAACAUCUAUACUUACUUUCAUAACUUCAGAAUGGCUUCAAGUUCAGGAAUCAUCUUCAGUUACAGCGGAAAGCAUAGUUUAUGUAUUUUAUAAAGCCAUUAAAUCAAGACAAGAAGGAAUACUUUACUGGUAUUAUUUUAUCAAAAAAUAUGACAAAAAAAUUGAUGAGAUUGUUAUUAGUGGAGUUAAAAGAAAAACUGCAACAUCUAUAGUAUAUCAAGAAAUCAAACAACUUUUACUUGAUAUUACUGAUAUGAAUUUGCGUCAAAAAAUCCUUAGAGCUAGAAAAUUAUAUAAAUUAUUUAACACAUUAGGAAUAGGGAAAAUUAAACUAGUUUCUCAUAGCGCAGAUGCUAAUUCAAGUCAGUUACCAACAAAUUCAAAAUAUUAUAGAUCAUGUUAUAAAAAACUGUGA